Acanthosepion pharaonis is the source of this 681-nucleotide messenger RNA. The record is from the annotation of a GenBank genome assembly. NCBI's taxonomy places the organism in Eukaryota, Metazoa, Mollusca, Cephalopoda, Sepiida, Sepiidae.
AUGCAGCCUCAUCAUAUCUAUCUAUCUAUCUAUCUAUCUCUCUCUCUCUCUCUCUCUCUCUAUAUAUAUAUAUAUAUAUAUCUAUCUCUCUCUAUCUCUCUCUAUCUAUCUAUAUAUAUAUAUAUAUAUAUAUAUUCUGCAUACUUAUCUAUCUAUCGUAAGCUAUUCAUAUCUAUCUCAACUUUUUUUUUUACUUUCUUUCAUCUUCCUUCAUUUAUUUCUAAUAUUUUUGUUUUCUUCCACAUAACAUUCUUUCUUUCUUCCUUUUUUCUUUCUUCGUCUUUUUCUUUCUAUCUUUCUUUGUCUUUUUCUUUCUUUCGCUGCUCAUUCAUUUCUCCUUCCUUCCUUCCUUCAUUCCUUCCUUCCUGUGUUUCUUUCUUUCUUUCUUUCUUUCUUUCUUUCUUUCUAUCUUUCUUGUUUUUUUUCUUUCUUUCAUUACUCAUUCAUUUCUCAUUCCUUUCUUUCUUCCUUUCUUUUUUCUUUUUCUUUCUUUCCUUGCUCAUUCACUUCUUCCUUUCUUUCUUUAUAAUGUACCUCUCUCUCUCUCUCUCUCUCUCUCUCUCUCUCUCUCUCUCUCUCUCUCUCUCUCUGGUCUAUACUUCUUACAGGCAACGAACUCUUUUGCAGCUCAGUAAUCUUGGUGAUAUUCCUCGGUCGAAAUCCCACAACCGACAGAAUUAG